UUUACGCAGAACAUUCUCUUUAUCCAUCCCAAAAAAUGUCACGCCGAUAAUAUUUUUUCAUCAAUAAAAUUUUGAGGGGUUUUUUUCUCAUUCCUAAUUUCUCGAAGGAAGAGAACUUUUUUUUUUGGUAUAUAAACUUGUCUACCGAUGCCUACGCAAACAAGCAAGAGACAUUCGGAGAAAGGGGCAGCGAGCCGGACGGGAGAAGUCGACAUUGCAAACGCCUCCUGGAAGGACAAGUUACAUCAAGCCAUUGACAAUUUAGCAGAAAGUCGGACAAGUACGCGUGAGGAAGCGCUCUCCUUAGUGAUUGCCCUGCUGACCCGUCACUAUGCUGCUGACACACUGGAAUCCCGAAACGAGGAAUUGUUGUUGGCAUUGCGACGAUCGCUAUGCAAAGCGCACAGUGUACAAGAGGCAUGUUUAGCCUCCAAAGCCAUUGCUCUCACAUUCAUUCAGCACGGUGAUAUUUCCAUGGGCGAACAAGAGGAGUACCUGCAGCUUGUUUUACCGGCCCUCAAAGCGACAGUCAGGAAUAGCGAAUCCAGCGAAAUUAAGGUUCAUUGCAUGCAAACAAUGGCCCUUGUCAUUUUUAUUGCAGCUUCCGACAUUGACAAACAGUUGAUCCGCGAUUUCAUCUUUGAUUUUAUUGAAACCGAAGGCGAGGCCUUCAGCGUCGACGACCUUUCCUCCAAUGCUAUGGAUCAGUUGAUGUGUGCGGCUGCCAAAGCCUACGGACUUUUGUUUAUUGCCUCAUUUUGUGAGGGCGCCGUGGAUAUUGAAAUCCUUUGGGAAGAAAUGGAAAGAGUGAUGCCUGUGCAUGAGAUUUUGUUAGAGUCGCCCGACAAGAAUGUGCGUUCUGCCGCAGGCGAAAACAUUGCGCUUAUUUUUGAGACGCUGAGGGUCAUGACAGAAGAUGAAGAGGAAGAGGCGGACGAAGAAGACGCCAUGGAGAAACGGGAAUACGACAAUAUGGACGAGUUAAUUCAUACUUUACGUGAUCUGUCGGUCGACAGCAAUCGUCGACGGAACAAAAGCGAUCGUGCAGAGCAACGGUCCCUCUUCAGAGAUGUAGUACGGAGUGUGGAGGAAGGCGAACGGCCAGUAGAAGAACUCAAAAUCCACGGAAGGACCAUUCCAUUCCGAGGCUGGUCUAAACUGUUGCCGUUGAAUACAUUCCGAUCCAUAAUGGGCCAAGGAUUACAGUUCCACUUCAAGACCAAUAAUUUGUUUCGUCAAAUCUUCCAUUAUUCCAUGCCUAUGUCCUUCAGUAGUUAUCGCGAUGAUUCAGACGACGAAGAACCGGAUCAUGUUGAUCCUAGCCAGAUCAGUAACGCGGAUAAACAUUACAUUUACAGUGAAAGCAAGAAAUUACGGUCCAAACGACUACGAAACGCUCGCAUAGCGAGGGAUAAAUCACAAUUAUAGAGCAAGACUGACGCUGGCCCGUCCUUUUUUUUUUUUUUUUUUUGGUUGGUUGCAAGAAUGUCAUCUCAUUUUUGUUCAUAUACUGUCAUUCUCAAUAACUAUAGAUGCGCAGUAGAUCAAUAAAGAAAAAAAUACCUCGAC
Radiomyces spectabilis is the source of this 1569-nucleotide messenger RNA. Its product is annotated as interferon-related developmental regulator-domain-containing protein. Lineage: Eukaryota; Fungi; Mucoromycota; Mucoromycetes; Mucorales; Radiomycetaceae. The transcript is spliced from 7 exons. Bases 148 to 1428 code for a protein of 426 amino acids. The record is from RefSeq and is a predicted model, not a curated record.